GGUGACAAAGGCUCUGCUGGAGCUCCCGGGUCCCCGGGUGCCAAGGGGGAGCCUGGAGCCCCCGGUCCAGACGGGCCUCCAGGGAAGCCUGGCAUCGAUGGCCUGACGGGAGCGAAAGGGGAGCCAGGGCCCAUUGGCGGGCCAGGACUUAAAGGCCAGCCUGGACUCCCAGGGCCACCGGGGCUCCCCGGUCCUUCUCUGCCAGGACCACCUGGGCUUCCAGGCCAGGUUGGGCUUCCUGGAGAGAUCGGAGCGCUGGGACCCAAGGGUGACCCUGGACCCGAUGGCCCGCGGGGUCCCCCAGGCCCUCCAGGGAAACCCGGCCCCCCAGGACACAUCCAAGGACUGGAGGAAGGCAGCGCUGAUUUCUUGUGCCCGACCAGCUGCCCGCCAGGUCCCAAGGGCCCCCAGGGACUGCAGGGACUGAAGGGACACAGAGGCCGCCCCGGUGCCCUUGGGGAGCCCGGCAGGCAGGGCAGGCAGGGCCCCAAGGGUGAUGUCGGUGUCUCUGGAGAACAAGGUGUCCCAGGCCCUCCGGGGCCGCAGGGCCUGAGGGGUUACCCCGGGAUGGCGGGACCCAAGGGCGAGACGGGUCCUGCUGGUUACAAAGGGAUGGUCGGGACCAUCGGAGCGGCUGGGCGGCCGGGCAGAGAAGGCCCCAAGGGACCACCUGGGGACCCUGGUGAGAAGGGAGAUCUGGGUGGCCGUGGCAUCAGGGGUCCCCAAGGAGAUAUUGGCCCCAAGGGGGAGAAUGGUCUCCCAGGCAUCGACGGCAAAGAUGGCACUCCGGGUAUCCCGGGCGUGAAGGGUGGCGUGGGACAGGCCGGCCGCCCAGGAACGCCAGGACACCGGGGACAAGCUGGCUUGCCAGGCCAGCCGGGAAGUAAAGGUGGCCCAGGAGACAAGGGUGACGUGGGUGCUCGGGGCAAGCCCGGUGGCACCGGUGCGCACGGGCAGACUGGUGAGCCUGGACCUCGGGGUGAGCAGGGACCGCCGGGUGUCCCUGGGAUGAAGGGCGACCGGGGUGAACGUGGCCUCGUGGGCCCCCCCGGCGAGCAGGGGAAAGUGGGGCCGAAGGGUGAGCAGGGCCCACCGGGGAUCCCAGGACCCCAAGGCUUGCCAGGAGUCAAAGGAGACAAGGGCUCCCCAGGGAAAACCGGCCCCAAAGGCAGUACUGGAGACCCCGGCGUUCACGGCCUUGCAGGGCUGAAGGGAGAGAAGGGUGAAUCAGGCGAGCCAGGACCAAAGGGACAGCAAGGCAUCCAGGGCGAGCUCGGUUUCCCCGGCCCCUCAGGGGACGCAGGCGCACCCGGCGUGCGAGGCUACCCGGGACCCCCCGGCCCACGAGGACUCGUCGGGGAGCGCGGCGUGCCGGGGAUGGCCGGUCCGAGGGGCGUAGCGGGCCGGGAUGCUGGGGACCAGCACAUCGUUGAUGUGGUCCUGAAGAUGCUGCAAGAGCAGCUGGCAGAGGUGGCGGUCAGUGCCAAGAGAGCUGCCCUGGGUGGAGUUGGUGCCAUGGGCCCCCCUGGACCCCCCGGUCCCCCAGGGCCACCCGGUGAGCAGGGCCCACAUGGACCCAUGGGACCCCGAGGCGUCCCUGGCAUCCUGGGCGCUGCUGGGCAGAUUGGCAACGUAGGACCUAAAGGGAAGCGAGGCGAGAAGGGCGAGCGGGGAGAAGCUGGCCGUGGCCACCCGGGCAUGCCAGGUCCCCCGGGGAUCCCAGGUCUCCCCGGCAUCCCCGGCCAUGCACUUGAUGGCAAGGCCGGUGAGCGAGGUUUGCCAGGCUCCCCGGGCGAGGCUGGCCGGCCGGGCUUGCCCGGUCCCGCUGGCCUGACAGGGGUUUGCGGGCCGGCCGCCUUCCUGGGAGCCUCGGCAUACGCCGCCGCACGCCUGACAGAGCCAGGGGCUGUCAAGGGACCCAUCUACUGA
Molecule: messenger RNA, 1929 nt
Organism: Leptosomus discolor (cuckoo roller)
Lineage: Eukaryota; Metazoa; Chordata; Aves; Leptosomiformes; Leptosomidae
Source: RefSeq, a predicted model, not a curated record